AUGAGAGUCCAGGACGUCCUGGGUAUACUCGGGUCCAUCCCCUCUCCUUUUCUGAAAACCCCCGAUGCCAGCCAGGGGCCUCCAGUUCGAUAUCUUUUUAGCUUCGGCAACUCUUACACCACCACGAGCUACAAUGUCUCAUCAACGCAGCCCUCCCCAGAGAACCCCAUGGGCAACCCACCGCUAGGAUCUGGCACCGCGGCCCCGGGACUCAACUGGGUUGGCUACCUCGCAACCGAGUACAACGACACCACCGUGCUGAGCUACAACCACGCAGUCUACGGCGCGACCGUCAACAACACCCUGACUCCCAAUCCCAGCGUUCCAGACGACCUAGCGCACCAGGUCUCUCGCGUCUUCGAACCGCACUAUUGUCUUCCAGCGGAGUCCGGAGUAUCCUGGACCCCGGCUGCGGCGCUGUUUACCGUUUGGAUGGGGAUCAACGACGUCCUCUUCCUCUCGGACCGAACGGACCCCGUCAAGGAUAUCCCUGAAAUCCUAGACAGUUACUUCAACCUCAUUGACCGCAUGCACGACUGCGGCGCCCGCGACUUCCUCCUCUUUAACAUCCCGCCUUGCGACCGCACCCCGCAGAUCCUUCUCCGCGAGCCAGUACAGAUCCUAGCUUACGACGCGCUAACGCGCGAGUUCAAUCGGCAGCUGCGGGAUGCGGCCGAGGACUGGGGAUCCGCUAAUCGCGAUGCAUCGAUCUCGGUAUUCGACGCCUGGGCGUUUUUCACCGAGAUCCUAGAUGCCCCGCAGAAGUACGGCUUCACGGAUAACGAGUGCAUGGGGCCAGGGUGUUUCUGGUUCGACGAUUUCCACCCCAUGUCACCCGUUCAUCAACUUCUCGCUGCAGAUGUGAGCAGGUUUCUGGGAUGGGAUGCAUGA
This is a messenger RNA of Aspergillus mulundensis, 891 nucleotides long. RefSeq names its product SGNH/GDSL hydrolase family protein. Gene Ontology annotation, molecular function: hydrolase activity, acting on ester bonds. The transcript is spliced from 5 exons. Lineage: Eukaryota; Fungi; Ascomycota; Eurotiomycetes; Eurotiales; Aspergillaceae. The record is from RefSeq and is a predicted model, not a curated record. Bases 1 to 891 code for a protein of 296 amino acids.